AAGCGCACGCGCACGGAUGUCCGUUACUUCCAGGCAGCGCGCGUACGCCGCUGGAGGCAAGCGUGGAGAGGUCGGGUGCGCGGGGUAGUCGCGGUCGUGAGGUAACGCCGGGCGCGAGGCGGUUAUCUGUUCCUUUUCGACAAGAACGGAAGGUGCAAGCGCCAUUGUAACUACCCAGAGCUCAGCGAGGGGGAAAAAAAAGAAUCCUGCUUCCGCCUUAGGUGGCCUCUGAGAGAAACGACCGCAGCGUCAGGUUCGAUUAUCUUCUAGGCCGCUGUGGGCGGGGUUUAUACGGAUUUGGCCGGCCCACUCGGGCCCCGCGCAUUUUCAGGAUGUCGGCACAGGCUCAGAUGCGCGCGAUGCUGGACCAACUCAUGGGCACCUCCCGCGACGAACAAUCCAGGCUUCCGAGAUUGUAGAACAUAAAACCAGUGCAGCUGGACAUCAUCAAAAAUCUAUCUGCCCAAUAAAACUGCUGAUACUGUUCAAUGUAUCUAUGCCUGCCUACUUCAUUCUGCAAGGGAGUGUCAGAAAGGCCCCGCAUUCGCCGAGCCGAGAUACUACACGUCAGCGAAUUAAAUUCAGUGAUGACAGAGUGUGCAAAAGUCAUCUUCUCAACUGUUGCCCUCAUGAUGUCCUCUCAGGAACAAGAAUGGAUCUUGGAGAAUGUCUGAAGGUGCAUGAUUUGGCGUUAAGAGCAGAUUAUGAAAUUGCAUCAAAAGAGCAAGACUUUUUCUUUGAACUUGACGCGAUGGAUCACCUGCAAUCAUUCAUUGCUGACUGUGAUAGGAGAACUGAAGUGGCAAAGAAAAGACUGGCUGAAACUCAAGAAGAGAUCAGUGCUGAAGUGGCAGCUAAGGCUGAACGAGUCCAUGAAUUAAAUGAGGAAAUUGGAAAACUGCUUGCUAAAGUGGAACAACUUGGAGCUGAUGGAAAUGUGGAAGAGUCUCAGAAAGUAAUGGAUGAAGUAGAGAAAGCAAGGGCAAAGAAAAGAGAAGCAGAGGAAGUGUACCGGAAUUCCAUGCCUGCUUCCAGUUUCCAGCAGCAAAAGCUACGGGUCUGUGAAGUAUGCUCAGCCUAUCUUGGCCUACAUGACAAUGACAGGCGGCUUGCUGAUCAUUUUGGAGGAAAGCUGCACUUGGGUUUUAUUGAAAUAAGAGAAAAGCUUGAAGAACUAAGGAGAAUUGUGGCUGACAAACAGGAGAAACGAAAUCAAGAACGUUUAAAGCGAAGAGAAGAAAGGGAGAAAGAAGAAAGAGAGAAGUUAAGAAGAUCUCGUUCUCACAGCAAGAACCCCAAAAGAUCUAGAUCCCGAGAUCGCCGUAGACAUCGAUCUCGGUCAUCCUCCCGUGACCGAAAGAAAAGAACCCGUUCCAGGUCCCGUGAAAAGCGACAUCGUCAUAGGUCUCGUUCUACUAGUCGCAGCCGCAGUCGCAGUCACCAAAGGAGCAGUCAUAGCUCCAGAGACAGAAGCAGAGAACCCAAUUCCAAAAAAAGAUCAUCGAAAGAAAGAUCUUCCAGAGAUCAAGAACGAACCAGAGAUCGUAACAGAACAUCACGUGACAAAGAAAGUUGCCCCAGAGAAAAAUCUCCAAGAGAUCGAAACUGCAAAGAAAGGAAGCGAUCUUAUGAAAGUGCAAAUGGUCGAUCAGAAGACAGGAGAAGCUCAGAGGAGCGUGAAGCAGGAGAGAUAUAACUGGCUGUACAUUCACUUGAUCCUUUACCUUCCUAUGAAGUUGCAUACUGUGGUUUAGUUUACAGUUAUUAAAAGGGACACCAGUGAGCAAUUCCAAUGUUUAUCCAUCUAGGAUAGAUGUACAGUGUAUAAACAUGGUUAUAAUGAAGUCUGAAUUGAUCCGUUUCCAUUGAUAAUUCAAUUGAUGAUAAGUGAAGCAGUUUCCUUUUUUCUUCUCCUCCAGUAAACUUGUAAGACAUAUUUUCAAAGAUCUAUCUUCAAGAUACCAGGUUUAUGUACCAACAUAAUAGAUUUAAAUGUUUUCUUCUCCAAUACAGGUUAUAGUGAACAAAACUAUAGUGUGCUCUUUGCUUUGGAUGCUUUCAAACCUUUAUAAGCUCUUCUAGUUUUAUUCUGUCAAACAGCAGCACUGAAUCAUUUUUAAAGAGGUUGAGUGGGUUCCAGGCUUUUAUUACCACCAGAAGAUUGAGUUCUCAGCUCCUUCUUGAGAACUGAAUAUGUUUGGCAAUAUUUAGGUUGGGGACAUGUGCUGAAGAAAAUGACAACUUUUGAAUUUUAUUUUUACAGUGCCUAUUUAGACUUGGAAGUCAAACAACUGUUGCAUUUCAUCCUUUAAAAAAAAAUUGAAACUUUGAAAUCAAAGCCAGUCCCAUGUCUUUGUACAAUUUAAUUGAUCUAUGUUCAGUAUAUUUGUUUUUCCUUUCAAAAUGAUUUUUCUGUUUUUAUUUUCCUUGUGGUGUGUUAACUGCACAUCCCUAAUUGUAAACAGCAAACAAUAAUAAAAUAAGCAAAAAAAUAUUUUUUGUCCAGUGAAAUAGCUGUGUGUUCCCACUCCCUCUUAACAAUUGAAGUGCAUGCUUCUAACAUUGAUACUUUUUUCAAUUAAAUCUGGAAAUAUCGUAUACGCAUUGUUCAUGAGUGUACUGAAAUUUUUUUGAACACAGACUAAGUCUAAAGUACUGUAUGUAACUCAUAUUUCUAUAUGGAAUACAGCUUUCUUUGAGGAGGUAAGUUAACUACUGAAUUGUACACUAACAUUCCAACAGACAUUUUAGUCAGAGUAGAGAAAUUUAUUGUCGAAGAUAACAUUGUAUAAAUAUACAUCAACAAUCCAAGUAAGUAUAAACACCUUCCAUUAAUUUGUCACAAAAUUUAAUAUCUGGAUCUGGAGCUGAAAUUGCUUUAAAUUCUUUUUUUAUAGUUUAAUAGCUUUUGUAACAAUGAACUUUUUCCUCAAAG
This is a messenger RNA of Thamnophis elegans (Western terrestrial garter snake), 2935 nucleotides long. RefSeq names its product putative RNA-binding protein Luc7-like 2. Gene Ontology annotation, cellular component: U1 snRNP; U2-type prespliceosome. Gene Ontology annotation, biological process: mRNA splice site recognition. The transcript is spliced from 12 exons. Gene Ontology annotation, molecular function: mRNA binding. Lineage: Eukaryota; Metazoa; Chordata; Lepidosauria; Squamata; Natricidae. Bases 497 to 1696 code for a protein of 399 amino acids. The record is from RefSeq and is a predicted model, not a curated record.